Messenger RNA from Rhopalosiphum maidis (corn leaf aphid), 2888 nucleotides. Its product is annotated as sodium/potassium/calcium exchanger 4-like. The record is from RefSeq and is a predicted model, not a curated record. Lineage: Eukaryota; Metazoa; Arthropoda; Insecta; Hemiptera; Aphididae. The transcript has 10 exons. Gene Ontology annotation, cellular component: membrane. Bases 124 to 1563 code for a protein of 479 amino acids. Gene Ontology annotation, molecular function: calcium, potassium:sodium antiporter activity; calcium channel activity. Gene Ontology annotation, biological process: intracellular calcium ion homeostasis; calcium ion transmembrane transport.
CUGGUUUCUAUUAUUCAUAUUAAUAUUAGUAAUUAAACCAGUGACGAUCUGCGCUUUGACCUAACUACCUGCAUUUUUAAGACAGCUAUAUUCACUAUUAUAAAUAUAGAUACACAAAUAAUUAUGGUAACAUUUGAAAAUUAUUUACAAGUAGUAAAUCAUAAAAACUGGAAAGCAAAACUUUAUUCAAUUACUUUAGCUAUAUUUGUACUCAUAUUUUAUUGUUUGAAGUCAAAUACUCGAAUUUCACACGAAUCGGAUAUUAAACAUGUCACGCGCGUUUUAUUAUCAAUCAACAAAACGAAAAAUCAAAAGGAAAAAUCAUUUUUUGAAGAGAUUUUCAUUUUCGAGGAACGCUUUUAUACCAUAUUGUGUACUUCCGUUGUUGCUUUGUACUUAUUUUUAUUUUUAGGGGUAGUAUGCAAUCGUUAUUUGGUGCCAAGCAUUCAUAUAAUUUCUCACAGGAUGAAGUUGAGUCAGGAUGUUGCGGGAGCGUCUGUAAUGGCUGCAGCAGUGGCAUGUCCCGAACUAUUCGUCAAUAUACUAGCUACGUUCUUUACAGAAGGCGAUGUCGGAAUCGGCACUGUUGUCGGCACUGGCUUAUUUAAUAUACUCUUAGUUCCUGGACUUUGUGUACUUAUGGCUGAUCAAGAGUUCAUACACUUGGAAAAUUGGCCGAUCACACGUGAUGUAUCUAUGUAUCUUUUAACUAUAUCAUUAUUAGUUUGGUCAUUGGCUGAUAACAAGGUUUAUGCUUACGAAGCGCUCAUAUUAAUUAUAGUUUACAUGAUAUACUUAUUAAUUCUCUCUUAUAGCUCAUAUUUUGAAAAAAUAUUUAAAUAUAUUUCUCAACAAAAGAACAAAGUUUUUGACGAUUGCAGUGAAAGUCAGCCGAUACUUCCUCUAAAUGGAGUUGCAGAAAAUGGAUUUAUAGUGCAGGAGCAUAUUAUUUUACCCAAAUGGAAGGACAGAAUACGUGAUAAACUAUUAAAUUUCAAAGAAUUAUUAGUAUGGCCUAUAGUCCUAAUUUUAAAAGUGACUGUUCCUAGUUGUGAUAGUCUAGAUAGAGUUUUUUGGAUACCUAUAACCAUGUUUAUGUGUAUAUUUUGGAUUGGAUGUGGAUCAUUUUUCAUUGUGGAAUUGAUUACAAUUAUAGGAAAUGAAUUCUCAAUUCCUGAUUCAGUUAUGGGCAUUACGCUAUUAGCAAUUGGUAUGAGUGUACCCGAAAUGGUGUCUAGUAUAGCAGUUGCAAGACAAGGACAAGGUACUAUGGCUUUAUGUACCGCACUAAGUUCAUCGACAUUUGAUGUUUUAAUUUGUUUGGGUGUUCCGUGGUUUAUAAAAGCUAUGUGGUUCAAUAAGGAUAACACGAGCGCAUCCAUAAAUGUUCACUCGAGAAGUCUUGACGACAGCGCGAUAGCUGUAAUGUUAAGUACAAUUGGUUUUAUGAUAUUGAUGUGCGCCAAAACAUUUGUAUUAACUAAAAAAUUAGGUGGAUUUCUUGUUUUCAUAUGGUUAUUCAUUUGUUCAGCCAUGGUGUACAAUGAAUAUGCAACGCACUGAGAACAAUUCGAGUAGCUUAAUUGCUCAAUCAUCUUGAGUGAGUUGAUGAACGAUGGCAUGUAAAUGGUUGAUGUCAUCGUUGAAACGAACUGCGGAUUAUUGAUUUUGUUUUUGAAGACUGAAAUAUCAGUACCUAUCUUUGAAUAUAUGUUAGAAAGGCAAACCUGUGUUAUCUUGUAAAAAUAUUUAAGACAAUUUUGAUGUCUGGUAUAAAUAAGUACCUAUAGUAUAAUAAGAUCGUGUAUGUUAUUAAAUAAUAUAUUAUAAUAAUAAUUAUGUGCUGUGAUUAUACGAGGCAUAUUCAGAAAGUAAGUGUACUGAGGCUCUCACGACCGCAGGGAAUACUUUUUUACUAUGUUUGCUACACUGCUGUAUAGCUUUACUCCUCUUCUUUAUAACAAGACCAUAAUAAGUUCAGUAGUUCACUACGUUGAAAACUGUGGUCACAAGAAUUUUUCUCGUUAAAAAUGUCGACCGAGUCUGCUGCCACCUGCUUUGUCCAUUUCUCGACCGCCCCUUCACCUCCUCGUCAGUAGAAAAUGUUUUUCCACCUAUGUGCUUCUUCAGGAAAGUGAACAAAUGGUAAUCUGAAGGCGUCAGGUCGGGGAAUACGGAAUACGGUUCAAAACAUCCCAUCCAAAUGAGCCCAAAAAUUGCUUCACGACAUUUGGCUGUGUGGAGUCUGGCGUUAUCGUGUAGCAGGCAGACUCCUCUUGUUAACAGACCCCUCCUUUUAUUUUGAAUGGCUCUCCUCAAUUUUUUUAGGGUUUCACAAUACCUUGCUGCUUUGAUGGUCUCCCCCUGAGGUAAAUAUUUAAUCAAUAUGAUGUCUUUGUGGUCCCAAAACACUAAUGCCAUAAUUUUUUUGACUGAAAUGAUGGUUUUGAAUUUUUUGGUUGAGGGUGAACUAUGGUGUGCAACCCAAGUUUCAUCUCCAUUAACAAUUGACUUGAGAAAAUUAUCACCCUCCAGUUUAUAGCGUUCCAAAGAGGUAAUGAAUGACGGCGUGGAUUUCGCACUUGGCGGCAGACUCGAUCGACAUGUUUCACGAGAAAAUUUUUUGUGAUCACAGUUCUCAACGUACUGAACUUGUUAUGGUCUUGUUAUAAAGAAGAAGAGUAAAGCUAUACAGCAGAGUAGCGAAAAUAGUAAAAAAAAAUAUUCCCUGCGGUCGUGAGAGCCUCAGUAUACUUACUUUUUGAAUAUGCCUCGUAUUAUAGAUAUUUUUGUUAGUUAAUACUAUUGAAAGAAACUUCGAUUAAAUAUAACGGCUAUAUUAUAAAUUAAAAUGUAUUAUGCACCUAGGUUCAUAUUAUAUAUUACAU